Larimichthys crocea (large yellow croaker) is the source of this 5493-nucleotide messenger RNA. RefSeq names its product CTD (carboxy-terminal domain, RNA polymerase II, polypeptide A) phosphatase, subunit 1 (gene ctdp1). The transcript has 13 exons. Gene Ontology annotation, cellular component: nucleus. Bases 335 to 3442 code for a protein of 1035 amino acids. The record is from RefSeq and is a predicted model, not a curated record. Lineage: Eukaryota; Metazoa; Chordata; Actinopteri; Sciaenidae. Gene Ontology annotation, molecular function: RNA polymerase II CTD heptapeptide repeat phosphatase activity.
UUCAUCGCGGAUUUUAUUUUGAAAUCCGAAGUGGAACACCUGUGCGUUUCACGGAGCAGGCUGCGUGCUUGUACCGGAUGCUGUAGCGACCCGUGUCGCUGCAGUGUUGCGCUUUCCUGUUUACGGGCGGGAAGAGCGAACACAGCAGACAGUGUGUGGGGGAGCUGCUGGGUUUAAAAUCGGCUGGACAUUUGUUUUUAAUUCUGUUUUCGUGGUGUAUGGUUUACACGUUUUAAUGAUACGCGGGGCUCUGCGAGUUCUUGUGGAUACGUUUUGAGUGGGAACUAAAGGGAUUUAUUUUUUGAGAGAGAGAGAGAGAGUGCAGGGUUGAUAGAUGGAGGAUCCUCCUGCAGAUUCUGGUGGUGGUGCUGGUGGUGCAGCAGCAGCAGCAGCAGCAGCAGCAGCAGCGGAGGGCCCCACGGUGCAGGUGGCAGAUAUAUGCUGGCCGACCGGAGCUCUGCCUCUGCGGCUCCUGGAGUGGAAAGUCAAACCCGGCUCUCUGGUUAACGUGGACUCCGUGCUGGCACUGUGCGCUCCCAUACCUCAGGAGAAGGGGACAGAGGCAGCCAGGCUGCCGGAGAAGAAGGUGAAAUCGGACCGAGCUGGUGUAGUCAAGGAGCUAUGCUUUCAACUCGGACAGGUCAUACCUCCCGGAGGUGUCAUCAUCAGGAUAGAAGAAUGCAGCCAUCCAAUAGUAAUGAAGGGUUUAUGCGCUGAAUGCGGCCAGGACUUGACGCAGCUGCAGAGCACAAAUGGGAACCAGCAAACUCCCAUCUCCACAGCAACAGUCUCCAUGGUGCACAGUGUCCCCGAGCUGAUGGUCAGCUCUGAGCAAGCAGAGCAGCUGGGCAGAGAAGACCAGCAGAGGCUCCACCGAAACAAAAAAUUGGUCCUGAUGGUGGAUCUGGACCAGACACUGAUCCACACCACUGAACAGCACUGCCAGCGUAUGUCCAAUAAGGGGAUUUUCCACUUCCAGCUCGGCCGAGGAGAGCCUAUGCUGCACACACGACUACGCCCACACUGCAAGGAAUUCCUGGAAAAAAUUGCCAAACUCUACGAGUUACAUGUCUUCACAUUCGGAAGCCGCCUUUACGCCCACACUAUUGCCGGCUUUCUUGAUCCUGAAAAGAAGCUUUUCUCUCAUCGGAUCCUUUCUCGAGAUGAGUGCAUUGAUCCCUUCUCCAAGACAGGGAAUCUUAGGAAUCUUUUCCCCUGUGGUGACUCGAUGGUCUGCAUAAUCGAUGACCGAGAGGAUGUGUGGAAGUUUGCACCCAACCUCAUCACUGUGAAGAAAUACAUCUACUUCCAGGGCACAGGAGACAUCAAUGCCCCACCUGGAUCAAGAGAAGCUCAGAUGGCAAGAAAAGCAGGAAGUCGAUCAGCUGAGAGCACAGAAACAGCUGGGACACUUGGUGCCGAUGAGCAAAAUAAUGGCCCCAGAAAAAGGGCGAAAGACCUCAACGUUUCUGGAAAGGAAGAGUCCACAACAUCUCAGUCAUCUCAGGGAGUACCAACAAACGAACGGACACAUCCCACAGAGGUUGUGGAGGAUGAAUCAGGACGAGGUAAAGGGUCCGGGACGGAGGCAGAGUCUGGGGCGGGUUUGAAGGAAACUCAGGUGGGUGACCGAACAAAUGUCAAGGAAGAUGAUAGCAACAGGACACUGUUGACACGAGAGUCACAGGAAAGUGCAAACUCAUCGGCACCGAGUCAUGAGUCCAAUAAUUUGGACUUUGACCUUUCCAGUGACAGUGACAAUGAUUCCAUUACAGAAAAGCCUCCCUCAUCAGAGAGCGAUAGUGAAGGCAAGUCUAGCCAGGUAAAGAAAUCUGGGCAGGAAGGAGCCACGCAAGAGCUUGGUGAUGGCGAUGCAGCAAGAGAAGAGGACAGUAAAGGUCGGACUGACGGAGAAACCAGCUCUGAUGCAACAGAACCUUCAGGGGUUCUUCUCCCAGACCCUGAGCUGGGUAACGGCUGCUCAGACAGGAGAGAGCCAGAAACAGAGUCCCAGAACAGUGAACAAUCUGGGGUCACCAUGGGGGAGGAGCUGCUGGACCAGAGUAUGGAGGACGAGGAGGAGGAAGAAGAAGCUGAUAACGACCAGGACGAUCACCUGAUCUACCUGGAGGAAGUACUGGAAAGAAUCCAUGCAGAGUACUACGCACGUUAUGAGGCCUACCUGAGGAAGGAGGUCCCCGAAACGCCGGACAUCCGCAAGAUUGUCCCAGAGCUGAAAAGCAAGACACUGGAGGGCACAACGAUAGUGUUCAGUGGCCUGUACCCGACCAACUACCCCAUGGAGAGGACCCGAGAGUCCUACCAUGCCAAAGCACUGGGGGCCAAGAUUGGCAAGACUCUCCUUCUUAACUCCCAAGAUCCCAGCCGGACAACACAUCUCAUCGCAGCAAGAACUGGCACUGAGAAGGUUCGUCAGGCACAAGGCUGCAAGCACCUCCACGUCGUCAACCCCGACUGGCUGUGGAGCUGUCUGGAGCGCUGGGAGAGGGUUGAGGAGCAGCUGUACCCACUAAAGGAGGACUACACCAAGACCCCGAGGAGCAACAGUCCAGCAACAUUUCUCGACAACCUGGGCUCCCUGCAGAAGCCCCUUUUUCCCCCAGCUGCCAUCCAUCACAGAGCACCACCUCCAGCUCCUGAGGUUCGGACCUACGAUCCCGUCACGGGGAAGCUGAUCCGCAGGGGCCCUCAGGUGUCACGGCCACCACCCUACCUCCAGGCGUCAGGAUCUUUGAUGCUCUCUGAUCAGAGAGAGCAGUCUUGUCUCAGGGGAACCUCAAAGAGUCAGCCAGAUGACGCGGCAGGGUCCAGCCAAGACGACGAGCAGCCGGGACCGUCUCGUCGAAAACGACAGCCGAGCAUGUCCGAAACGAUGCCUCUGUACACACUUUGCAAAGAGGACCUAGAGAGCAUGGACAAAGAGGUGGACGACAUCUUAGGCGAGGAGAGCGACAACGAAAGUGAGGGCCGAGGGAAGGAGAAGCCAGGUAAUGAGGAAGUUGAGGAUGAAGAGGAAGAGCAGCAGCAGCAGCAACAGCAACACCAACAACAGCAGCAACACCAACAACAGCAGCAACACCAACAAAAACAGCAACAGCAACAGCAGCAGCAGCAGCCGCCACCAGGAGCUGGACAGAUAGCAAGAGGAGGGCCCGGUCCUCAGGUGCUUGGCAUGGAGGAGAGGAUCCAGACACCAUCCAGUGAGGCCACUCUGCCGGUUAGCGUGCCAAGGGGACACAAACGUAAGCACGAUGAAGCCAAGGAAGACGAGGAGGAGGACGAGGAUGACGAGAAGAAGGAGGUGGCGGAGGAAUCUGCUGACGAGUCUUCGAAAGACUCCAACGAGGAAGAAGGCGGCAGCAGCUCCGAGGCGGACGAGAUGGCUGCGGCCUUGGAGGCCGAGCUCAAUGACUUUAUGUGACAUUGAAAAUGAAGGGACUUUUCACAGGAAAAGGACAACAACAACAAAAAAAUCAGCCCUAGUUGCUCCUAGAAGUGGUACGAGAAAUCCUAUUUUUCUGCUUUGGAAUCUGUGUGUACUUAGGAUGUAUGAGCCAUGAGUGUGUGUGCUGUAAUAAAAAUGAAUGUCCUGUACAGAAAUGACUUGUUGCUGUGUAAAUAAAGGCUUAGAUUUUUUUGUAGCAUUGAUAUAUGGCCUUUUUGGCAUAAAAAAACUUUGAUGUUAACAUUUUAUUGUAAGAUAACAAACCAUAGGAGACAUGAAAUUUGAUACUUUUUGUUUUUGUUUUACUCUUUUCUAUUUCAAUUUUUAUAUUGAUGAGAAAAAGAUAAAUGAAAUUAUAAACCGUACAUUUUGCUGGUCGUACAUGCCAAAGAGUUUGGAAUAGGUUUGCCAAGGGGUGCAGCUAAAUAUUUUACUCUGGACUUCCAGUUUAACUUUUCUUUUUUUUUUUUUGGCCUCAACAGUUUUUUAGGGUCAUAAAUGCAACCAGCGGAUCUAGACAUGUGAAUGUGUUUUCUUGAACCAUUUCUUCCUCCUCGUGGUGUUUGUACUUUUCAUAACAUGACGGUAAAGUCAGCUUCUCAGCCUUUGUCAUAUAACCAGACACUUGGUCUUGGUGCAACCACCACUGUGAACUGAAUCCAACUGAACUCCUAGUUCACACGUGUGAAGAGCAGACACUUGCUAGGCCUCUGCUUAUGUACACUGGAGCUUAUAUCUUGUUGAAGCCCUGUUGCCUCAAAGGGAAAGUUCACCCAACUUUUAACGUUUAGUGUUAUCUAACUAGGCAGAUAGUUUUUUUUGGGCGGGGGGGUUCCCAAGGUUUUUGAGUUAUACGUCUCUGAGGUUUCAGCCUUUACCCCAGGACAAUGGUACUGGAACAAAGCAAUGGAUGGUGAUUUGUUUUCGAGAUAUAUCAUGUUGUUCUGUAUUGUUUUCCAUCUAUUAAGUAGAACAGAACAUGGGAUAUUGAAGCAGCAACCUACCUUUAACUACCUGGAAUUAGAGGCAACAUGUUUUUGAGUAAAUUAGGCACAUUUAUCUACGGCACUAGCGCCACGGGUUGUAGUCUGGGUGAAUACCACUUCAGACUUUUCUGGAUGAAACAAAGCCAAGACCAUGAACUUUCUCUAAUCUUAACCAAGUGCUGCCAGUGCCUAAACAUAACCAUAAAUUGAUACCCUUAAUAAUGCUGUAGUAUUUGUGAUCUUAAGAACUGAAAUUUGGGAUUUUUGAUUUGAUUCAAAAGAGACUUGAAUUUAAAAAUAUCAUCUUUUUUUAUUAUUAUGAGAAUGUCAGAAAUUCUAUUUGUGGCAGUAGAAAUCUCAGAGACAAUAAUAUGUGCAUGUUAGAUACCAGUAGAGGUAAGCAAGUUGGGUGAACAGACCUGUGUGAGGCAACAUGCUUAUACGAUAAAAAAAACAUCUGUAGUCAGCCCAAAUGAUUAUUAACAGUGAGCAAAGACAGCAGGACUCACCAGCAUCUCAUCUUUUUGGUGUUCUUUGUUUUCAACCAGCCUGGUUGGUAAAUAUGACCGUGCUGCGUGCACUUUACUAACAGCACACAUUACAGGAUUUCUGUGUAUUGAAGAUCAAACGCUUCCAUCUCACCAUCGUCUUUUCAAACCACCAUCACGCAGUGUUGCCUAGUGCGACUAAUGGAGCAUAUCCAGUAUGUUGCACCAAGGUUGCUUAUAUUCACUGGUAAUGUUUGUCGUCUGUGUAGACGAUGUAAACCAACAGACUGUUCACGCCUCACUCAACAAGAGUUCUACACAGCGACCUUCUGCAUUUUGGGUGUAGAAAUAAGUAACUGGAGAGCUGAUGUCGCCUUCACUUACCCAGACAAAAUAUCAAAAUGUUCCUUUUACGGUGACAGUCAUCCUGUUUUUUGUUUGUGUUGAUGGUGGUUUUAUCAUAACAUGUAAAGUAUUUGUAAAGUCUAUUUCCUACUUGACCCCGAGAGAAAAAGAUACUUUGAUCAAAUAAAGAUGUUUCUAAGUAACGCAA